CGUUUUUAAUUACCAUCACACACACACCCCUUGUGCUCCUUCCCCCAGUCAUUCUCUCUCUAUCUUGUUAUGAGUCAGUCGAGAAUGGCGGAAACGUAAGGACAGAUUAUCGGAAUGGAUGAAGCAAAGUGGGCGAAACAUUACUGUUCGGAUCAUGAAAUACUACUGGUAGGAGAAGGAGAUUUCUCGUUUUCUCUUAGUCUGGCUAGGGUUUUUGGCUCUGCUUCUAACAUCGUAGCCACAUCGCUCGAUUCUUAUGAACUUGUGAUCAAGAAAUACGCGAGAGCAAGAACAAACCUGGACAUGUUGCAUAAAGCUGGAGCUCAGUUGUUAUUUGGAGUGGAUGCAAUGACAAUGAAGCUUCAUCCUGAUCUUCAUUGGCGGAAGUUCCACCGGAUUAUCUACAAUUUUCCGCACGCUGGUUUUUUUGGAAAGGAAGAUGAUCAACUAGUCAUCGACAAGCACAGGUAUCUGGUUCUCGGUUUCUUUGAAAAUGCAAGUCGUAUGCUGAGGCCGGGAGGUGAAGUUCAUGUAUCCCACAAAACUACUCCCCCGUUCGAAAGUUGGAACAUCAAAGAACUCGCUUCUAGAAGCUUCUUAUCGCUGCUUGAAUGUGUCGACUUCAAGAUUGAAGACUACCCGGGUUACCACAAUAAAAGAGGAGACGGGUGUAGAUCCGACGACCCGUUUCCUUUAGGAAAGUGCAGUACUUUCAAAUUCGUUGCAUCUUCAACAUCCAACAUAUCAGACAUCCCACGUCAUACUCGUCCUCCCUGUAUGAACAACAAAGAAUGCCAUUGGAUUUUCAAGGAGUAUCUUGAUCAAGCACUUUUGACUUUUGGGAAACAUGAUGACUAUCUUUGCCAUUCUGUUCGGGAUACACUGGAAAUCGGGUUCGAAAGAUGCAAGAUGGUGAAUCCUGCAAAUCCCUUGAAUGAGUACAUCAACCACGUGAAAGAGCUUCACGAAAAGAGUAAAGAAAGGAUAGCGUAUUUGCAAAAACUUUUGCUGGAAGUUGAUCGCCGUAAUGGGUUAUAGACACCACCACAGUUUUAUGGGCUAGAAAGAAAAGAGCAUGCAUAAAUGUGGCUGACUCUUGGCUUUUGUAAUCUCUAACUAUAGGUAUGAAAAGAGAUUGUUACUUUCAAAGAUCUGCAUUGCUUAUAACCAACCACCUAUGAAGUGUAUGCUAAAACUUUCUAACCAAGAUUGCUUGUAACUUUCAUGUUUUACCCGCGAUCAGGUCUACAAAAUCUAUCCUUCUGAUC
Helianthus annuus (common sunflower) is the source of this 1268-nucleotide messenger RNA. RefSeq names its product heavy metal-associated isoprenylated plant protein 41. Bases 115 to 1038 code for a protein of 307 amino acids. The record is from RefSeq and is a predicted model, not a curated record. The transcript has 3 exons. Gene Ontology annotation, molecular function: rRNA (uridine-N3-)-methyltransferase activity. Lineage: Eukaryota; Viridiplantae; Streptophyta; Magnoliopsida; Asterales; Asteraceae. Gene Ontology annotation, biological process: rRNA base methylation. Gene Ontology annotation, cellular component: cytoplasm.